CUUAUGACCUGAUCCCUAAAUUAAAUUCCCAUCAAUCGUAUGUAAAGCAAAUUAUACAAGCAAUUCCACCAAACAACCGGAUACGGAUUUGCUUUUAUCCAUCCGUUCGAGUACGCACGCACAAAAUUCUCCUCUAUCCUUUACUGGGUUCGCUAAAUUGCUCUGGGGACCGAAAAGACAACUAGGGUUUCUUUUCUUCUGCGGAAUAUAAACCCGAAGACGAUCCCGAACACCAGUUUCCUCCAAUCGAACCAAUUGCAGAAAAGGAGCAUCUGCUUCUUCUCUCUCUGAUCCGAUUCUUCUUCAUCUAUAACAAUUCCUCCCCUCUCCCUCUAUAACUUUCUGAAUACCUGAUCGAUCACACGCUCUAAACGCAGAGAGAGAAUGGGGAGAGGAAAGUUCAAGGGCAAGCCUACCGGUCGACGCCAGUUCUCCACUCCUGAAGAGAUGCUUGCUGGUACGUCGGCUCGUCCUCGCACAUUUAAACAGGCAGAAGCCAAAGAGGAGGAGGAAGAGAGAUCUGAGGAAGAAUCUGGAGAGGAGUCUGAGGAAGAAUCUGAAAAGCGGAAGGGCACCCAAGGUGUUAUUGAGAUUGAGAAUCCUAAUUUGGUGAAGCCAAAGACCUUGAAAGCUAGGGAUGUUGAUAUUGAGAAAACGACUGAACUCUCAAGACGUGAGAGGGAAGAGAUAGAGAAGCAGAAAGCUCAUGAGAGGUACAUGAGGAUGCAAGAACAAGGGAAAACAGAACAAGCAAGGAAAGAUUUAGAUCGGUUGGCGCUUAUACGACAACAAAGGGCUGAGGCUGCCAAAAAACGAGAAGAAGAAAAAGCAGCCAAAGAACAGAAGAAAGUUGAAGCUCGCAAAUGAAUCAUAGUAUGGCUGCCUGGAAAUUUUCUGGCGAAACUUGUGCUCUCUUUGGUAGGGCAAAAAAAAUAUUUGCUCUUUUAGUUGGUUUAUAAUCAAGGACCUUAUUAUGCCGCUGGUGGCAUUUAUGGAAACUGUGACCUUGAAUUAUCUUUUACAGAUGGUAUUUUGAUACUUCUCUCUAGUUAUAACCUCUUAAUCUCAUAUUCGGUAAAUGAGAACAGUACAUGCUUUUAUGUGUAAAAGAAUUCUGCUAAGUAAUGUAUACUUAUUUGAACCA
Molecule: messenger RNA, 1144 nt
Organism: Rhododendron vialii
Lineage: Eukaryota; Viridiplantae; Streptophyta; Magnoliopsida; Ericales; Ericaceae
Exons: 8
Coding region: 385-867 (160 amino acids)
Cellular component (GO): cytosol
Molecular function (GO): RNA binding
Source: RefSeq, a predicted model, not a curated record